AUGCAAUUUGCAAGAUUGCUCCGCCUGAUCCUUCACGAGCUGUUACGUGGCCGUCCAGAAAGAUCUCCCAAACGUCACAACCUGCUCGGUCGUGCAGCCAAAUUGACUACCCGGGCUGAUGUCAUCAUCAUGCUGGACUCCUCCGAGAACUUCUCACAAGAGGAAUUCGACGAAAUGAAGGAGAGCGUCGCCGAAUUGGUUGACGCAGGAUUCGAUCUCGCACCAGAUGUUGCCAGAAUCGGUUUCGUGCUAGCUAUUUCCAGUGACAAAGUAGCCGUUCCUGUUGCGCUUGGUCAUUACGAGGACAACAUUGAUCUAAUACAGCAGAUAUCGGAUACGCAAAAGACCAACGACGGAGUGGCCAUCGCGUUGUACGGUCUCAAUGCUGCUCGACAACAAUUCCAGUUGCACGGAAGAGAGAAUGCAACUCGUAUUGUGAUAAUGAUAACGAAUGGCAGGAACAGGUAUGUACACGCUCUUUCCCUUUUCCCUUGA
This is a messenger RNA of Cooperia oncophora, 495 nucleotides long. NCBI's taxonomy places the organism in Eukaryota, Metazoa, Nematoda, Chromadorea, Rhabditida, Trichostrongylidae. The record is from the annotation of a GenBank genome assembly.